AGGGUUUUUUUAAUAUUCUUUUAACUUGUGUUUUUUAUGUCUACAUUGUACAUUCGGUCUCUUUCCCCAAAGAUCAGAGGACUGAAUGUGUUUUUUUUUUCACAAAACAAUGAAUUUGUUAGUGCUUAAUUAAUGCUCUCUGGUAAUUGAAGUGUUUCUUUGGAUAGCAUCUCCAUGGACAAACCACUUUAACAGGAUAACACUGCUACUGAAAGGCCUUUGAUUCAGUAGCGUUCAUCCUUAACACACCAUGUCUUACUAAAUCUUGAGUGUUUAAUCUCCCGUAAUUACAAAGAUUUGCUUAGGUUAAUAAAUAAUAAUCCGCCUCAAUUGAGACCCCCUACCUGGACCUCCCCCGUGCCUUCUUUACCCCUUUCUGUGAGGGAUAAGUUCACUGUCAUUUAAAUAGAGUCAUCUUCCCAACUCUGGGGCACAACUCUUCGGUUGAGGGGGAAAGGCUGCAGGAUAUUUGGAACAUAGAUUUCAAUAGCGAGAUUUAUUAGAGAGGUAAAUAUUUGAAAUUUAAUCAAUCCAAAUGUUUUGCUAAAUAAAGAGGCCGUCUUUGGUCUUGAGUCUGACGUCAUUUCCACAGGUUGGAAUAGUGUCGCUCGUGAGCGUGUCAAGGUUAACAACAGUUGAGAGGCUCAUCUUUAUCUGUGAUCUUGUCAACAGUAAGACUUCGGAGUAGGUAGCGAGGCACAUUGACGCAUUCAGUUUAUGAAGGGUCCUGCUCUUCAAUAUAGUCAUGCUGUGAAACUUGGGCCAAAAGUUCUUGGAAGACUUUUGGGAGAGAAACUUUCUUCUUAUCACCUGAUACUUUUUAAACGGCAGUUUGGAACUAAGAGAACCUUGCUAAUGAGUCGAAGUUACCUUAAUUCAGAGAUGACAAUGGAGGAUAGAAGCAGCCGCAACGGUGGCAGAGAGAGACUUGGACUGAGUUUUACGAUCGACUACCUUUUGUUCAAUAAAGGAGUCAAAGGUUCAAGAGAAGAGGCGACAGUUGAAGAGACAGCAAACAACAUGCUAAGUGAUCAGAGUCCCAGACCUAAAGAAGUGGGGAACCGUGCCGAGACACCAGAGAAACGGCAACAGCGGACCGAAACAGAGACGGAACAUAGAAAAGUCAAAGAAGAGGAGGGGGCUGAAGAACAACAGAAGGAGGGGGAGGAGGAAGUGACCACCACCACAUCGUCCAGUCUUGAGAAGUCUGCGGACAAACCCAACCAGUCGUACAUCGCGCUCAUCUCCAAAGCAAUCCUGGAGUCAGAGCAGAAGAAACUGUUGCUUUGUGACAUCUACCAAUGGAUCAUGGACCAUUACCCAUACUUCAAGAGUAAGGAUAAAAACUGGAGGAACAGCGUACGCCACAACUUGUCCCUGAACGAUUGCUUCAUCAAAGCAGGUCGCAGUGACAACGGGAAAGGCCACUUCUGGGCGAUCCAUCCGUCGAACUACCAGGACUUUUCAAACGGGGACUACCACUGCCGGAGGGCAAGGCGGAGGGUGCGCAGGGUGGCCGGACAGCUUCCUCUUCCCUCUCUUCCUUCCCCAUACCACCCUGCCUUCACCCGACCUCACAGAACAACCUGUUGGUGCUGCCCCCAAGCCCAAUCGAUCCCUCUGUCCUGCUUGGCACCAAGACUCUACUGGCCAUGGUCCAGUGUACAGCCUCAGGUGGGGCUCCACCCUGGCCUAAGGGCCUCCGUACCCUGAGGGAGAGUAGUUUGUGUUUUUGAGGUUUCAUAUUUGCUGAUGAAUCUGUCAUUAGAUGGUAUACAAUUCAAGUGGGCUCUGAUGCUGUUACAAUGUUUAGGCAGUUCAAUGAUUCAAGGAAAUAUAUGAAUGUUUUGAAGCUACUGUUCAUCUUCUAUUUGUAGUCUGUGUGAUUAAAUAUAACCAAACACUAAACUCCA
Messenger RNA from Notolabrus celidotus (New Zealand spotty), 1913 nucleotides. It is a transcript of the gene foxq2, whose product is annotated as forkhead box Q2. Gene Ontology annotation, molecular function: RNA polymerase II cis-regulatory region sequence-specific DNA binding; DNA-binding transcription factor activity, RNA polymerase II-specific. The transcript is spliced from 2 exons. The coding region runs from base 718 to 1713 and encodes 331 amino acids. The record is from RefSeq and is a predicted model, not a curated record. NCBI's taxonomy places the organism in Eukaryota, Metazoa, Chordata, Actinopteri, Labriformes, Labridae. Gene Ontology annotation, biological process: cell differentiation; anatomical structure morphogenesis; regulation of transcription by RNA polymerase II.